CCAGCGCGCUUGAACACCAUUAAGGAAGAUGUUUGACCAACCACACAUUUCCCCGGUCAUCACUACAGACUACGGCAAGACUACGUUAUCCUACCAGAGUACCGUCUUGAAGCUCUGAAGACUGCAUUCGGAGCACUAGAUUCCGUUAAUUCAACCACUUGAUACCCAAUCGAUCGAUCGAACCCUUUGAGACUAUAAUGUCGACCCCCAGCAGCUACGAGCCCAUCGACCCACGUGACUUCGAACGGAGGCCUUCAACACCAAUCAACUCGAGGGCAAGUCCAGAUAAGAAACCGAUCUGCUCUGGCCUAUUCAUCAGCUCAAACUCAAGCUCAGCUAUCUCGACCACCACCACCAUCAUCACACCCACUAAGAAUACCAGCCAGACUACCAACUCAUCAUCCAAAUUUACCCCAACCAGAAAACAACCCCUGACCAACAACAAUAGCAAUAACAACAACAGCAGCAGCGGUAAUAGUGUCGAGAUCAAUCAGAUCAGAAGACCUAGACCUCAAUCUGCCAUCAUACAACCAUCAGCAUCUUUUAAUUCCCUCAACUUAACCCCAACCACCCCAACGCGAAUCAGAACAAUCACUUCUUCCUCUGCCUCACUAGCAAGACCCGAUCCCAAUCUCAGAUCACCACAAUUUAUACCUCAUCAAACAACAUCAAUACUACCCCCACCUUCAUCCCUCAACUCACCAUUCAGAGCCAGUCUCACUGCUGAAGCGAUCCCUAGAAAGAAAUCAAUUCUACCCGGGGCGCCAAAUCCAUUGCACCACAACAGGCUCAGGAGCUUAAAAUCAUCAUCAUCUCCAUUCACUAGUCCACUCUCUUCCAGUCAUCUCAAUCAAUCCCCAGCUCACAUUCAAUCCCCUUCUCUCCUCAAGAAAUCUCAAUCUCAUCUCAGCCUUUCUCAAUCUCCAGCCCAUCUCAACCGAUCCCCGACCCUCUUUCAAGCACCUAUCGUCAAUCAAUCUCUUGUUUAUGAUACCCCGAUCGAAGAACCUCCGAUUGGCAAAGAUCAACUUGAAAAUGUCCUGGUUGCCAUUCGAUUAAAGGGGGUUGUGGAUCCUCAACUGGAUUCACCCAAGAUCUACUGGUCAAUAAGUCCAGAUGGAACUCAGAUUGGCGAAGUAACCCCCCAAACGUCUUGUGGCUCAAACCAAUCAAGUAACAGUACUAGUAGCUGGAGUUUUGAUAGCGUUUUUGGUCAGAAUGCCACCAAUGAGGAUGUUUACAGGAGGUCCGGAGCCAGGGAUUUGAUAUUAUCUGCGAUGGCAGGAUAUGAUGCAACGAUCUUUGCGUACGGACAAACAGCUUCCGGCAAGACUCAUACUCUCACCGGCUCUGCCCAACAACCCGGAAUCAUCCCACUUUCCGUCCAGGAAAUCUUUACGUUCAUUCGAUCACAUCCCGAAAGGGAAUUUCUACUGAGAGUAUCAUACUUGGAAGUCUAUAAUGAACAAAUCCAUGACUUACUCGUUCCGACUACUCAAUCUACCUCACCACCAGUGAAGAUUCGACAGCAAACAAACGGGAUGUUUUUCGCAGAUCCAGUGAGAGAAGAAGUCGUGACAAAUGUGGGACAGGUGGCCACAUUGAUCAGCAGAGGAGAAAGGCAGCGACAUGUGGCUGGAACCGACUGGAAUGCGCGCUCUAGUCGAUCACACACCAUAUUUGGAAUCGUCAUCGAAUCGCGACUCUAUGGUGUUGAGGGCGGCGUGAGGAGGAGUAAAGUUUGUUUGAUCGAUUUGGCUGGGAAUGAACGCGCAAGCAGUGAAGUCGAAAGAAGAAGCGAAGGUUCAUUCAUCAACAAGAGUUUAUUAACCCUAGAAAAAGUGAUCAGCGGACUGGCAGAACCCAGUGGCCAGACUAAAAAACGAAACCAACAUAUCCCUUAUCGCGACUCGAAACUCACCCAAAUCUUGCAACCUUCUCUAUCGGGAAAAUCAAGAGUUUGUGUGAUUUGUACGAUGAACUGGACGUUUCAAUCGAUUGAAGAUAGCCGAAGUACAUUACGAUUUGCCAGUCGGGUCAAAAAAAUUCAAACCAGUGCUGGUGUAAAUGAGAUCUUGUCUGACAAUGCUCUAAUGAUCCGAUAUCGACAACAGAUUGUUGAUUUGCAGACUCAACUGAGGGAUGCUGUCAACAAAGCUAACCAAACAAAUGAGAAUAUUGACCAUUAUCAACAAGUUCCGCAUAAGCCUGUCACCGUGGGCGACGAAUCUCAGAUCGAAAAGGCUGAAGAAGAAAGAUUGAAGAUCAAGAAACAACUGAAGGAAUUGCAAUCUAUCAUUUUGAAUGCGGAUACCUUAGAUCAAGUGGAGGGUUUAUCCAAGGAAGCUAGACCUGUUAGUCCUGUCAAGAAGCAUUCCAACCAAGCAUGGAUAUCAGGAUCGGAUUCGGAUUCAGAGGAUUCAGAUGAGAGAGAAAAUGGAACCAAACCAGCGGAGGGAAAAAAAAGCAGACGAGAGAAGAUGCUGGAAGAAAGAAUUGAACUACAGGCGUAUGAAAUUGCUUGUUUGAGACUUGAAUUGAUUGGAUUAAAAUUCAAAACAAAAAGAAAUAAAUCAGUCCAUGAAACCACGAAACAAACAGAAGCGGACAAUUCAAUGAAAGACAAGGACAAUGAAGCAAAUGGCGAAGUCCAAGAUCAUGAAAUCGAAGAGGCUGUUAAACGCGUAGCCGAAUCUCGAGAGUCUCUCGAAGAUCGGUUGGCUGAACAAGCUUUAGAAAUCAAAAAUCGGAAAAAAUUUACUCAAGAAGUCCUGAAUUUAUUGGACGCUUCUCGUGCUAAAUCAAAAAAAUUGGAACUUUUCGUUUUGAAAGAAAUGCAGAAAGCGACACGGAGAUUAUCGACGAUCGAACGAAACGCGUACUCCAAGAAUAAUCGUAAUCAAUCUGAAAGAGAUGGUGGAAAGAAACUAUCCGGUAGAAGAAGAUCGAGUUCAAUCAAUAGCAAUCCGUAUGGACCUUUACUGUCGAAUCCAUCAUCCCUUGGCCAAUCAGUAACAUACCACCAGAAUCCUAAUCAACAUCAGGACCAGCUGAUGGCUAAACUCCAGAGCAAUCUUGACCUACAUUCAAGCGUAAUUAAAGAUUCUUGCGGUAACCUCAGGACAACAGUCGAGAAUCGCCACGCGGUCGAAUCUGAUACACAAGUAGAGCCCAAUUCGUAUGACGACGAGACAGAGACUGAUGAUCAAGAGAUUUCAACUCUGCUAUCGAUUGUAAAUGAGUCACCCGAAUUGGAAUGUAUUAGAAUGAGCUUCGGAGAUACUGGUCAUGAUCGAAAUCAUAGCGCCAGUAGUAACGAGCCUCAUCGCCUGCAUCGUUAGUUUAUGUAUGUCAUGUAAAGCGUCCAACCAACUAAUUUUUAUUAACUCGUCUUUCUGUUUCUUUCUCGAUGAUUCAUCAUGGCCGAUUAUCUCCUGUUUACCCUUUUCAAAAAAAAAAAAAUCUCGACCAUUUCUUGCUUGGAUAAAAAUGUUUUUUUUGUCGAGUCAAGCUUUCUUGGCUUGUUUGAUUCUGCUCUUCUUGCUAUUCUAUCGCAUCUGUUUCUUUUUUUGAUCAAAAAGAAUCCCGGCUAUCUUGUGCUUUGUCUGCUUCUUCUUACUUGAUACCAUAGUCUGACUUCCAAAGUUGAUGUAUAUAGUUAGUACAUAGUAGUACCUUGUGCUCCUUCAUGUACCCGCAAUACAUAUAUGCCUAUCACAUAUUUCUGAUAAUAUACAUUCUUCGGUUCUUUUUCAUAACUUGCAUGUUCUCAUGGGUUACUCGCUGCUUCCGGUAAACCCUCUAAUCUCUCAGUAAGACUCUUUAUCUCUCAACUCACAUAUUGAGGGGUUGUCCUGUCCUAUUA
Molecule: messenger RNA, 3865 nt
Organism: Puccinia graminis f. sp. tritici CRL 75-36-700-3
Lineage: Eukaryota; Fungi; Basidiomycota; Pucciniomycetes; Pucciniales; Pucciniaceae
Exons: 11
Coding region: 198-3341 (1047 amino acids)
Biological process (GO): microtubule-based movement; mitotic cell cycle
Cellular component (GO): microtubule
Molecular function (GO): plus-end-directed microtubule motor activity; microtubule binding; ATP binding
Source: RefSeq, a predicted model, not a curated record